CCACCCAUCCACCCACCCACCUCCUAAAUCUUCUUUAUACUAUACUGCUUAGGGCUUUUUAUUCCAUGGCUCACAAAUUUCCCCUUCCAUAUUCUUCUCUCUUCUUUACUGCUCAUUUUCUUGCUCAAUUCCUUCGUUUACGCCCGCGUUUUGUGAAAAUCAAUUUAUGUGAUUAAAUGAGAAUAUCUGAGACAGUAUGGAUGAAGCAAUAGGUGAUGAGGUUGUUGAACUUGUGGAUGACAGACACAUUAGAAAUAAAGAGAAUGAGUUCUCGUUGAAACCUGGCAGCUCCAGCAUGCUGCAAUCGAAUGAAAUGAUUACACCUGGUGUUAAUGAUUAUCCUGAGAACUCAAAGAAUGGAUAUUCAGAUAUUUUGGAGGCAAAAGACCUAGACAGAAUAGGUUCUUCUGAACAUGCAAGUGCCAGUCCUCGCUGUAUGAAUGAUGCUGGAGUCAUGGUUGAGGAGUUGACUCUGAGAAAUUAUGAUGGGGAAAGGUUGACUAUAGUGGGUACUUCUAGUAAUAGAGAACGAGUGCAAGCUAAGCGAAACCAGUGGCAGAAUUUGUAUCAGAUAGCGGGUGUAUCAGGAAUCGGCAACCUUCAUGGACCAGCCGGGUACAAAGGAAAAGGUCAGGCAACCUCAAGUGCCAGGGAGGACCGGAGCAAGAAUUUAUUUUCUGGCUUACUAGAUCAAAAUGACCCACCAACAAACUACAAUCACAAUGCUGUCAUGGACAAUUUAUUAAGCAAUGAUGACAAAGGUGCUUCAGGUGAUAUCUUGUAUUCUUCUGGAGGUAUCCGGACAAAAAUUCUAUCUAAAUCUGGGUUUUCAGAGUACUUCAUUAAGAGUACGUUGAGAGGCAAAGGGGUAAUACAUAAAAGCCAAGCUUGCAGAGGAUCUGAUACUGAGUCUGGGGACCUGGAUCAUUCUAAGUCUGGCAUUGGUGGUUCGACAAAUUCUGCUGCACUAGGCUUGACUGCAAAGUCUGUUUCGCCUAUUUCAGAUGGUGUUUCUCAUCCAUGGAAUACUGUUAGUACUGCUAAUGGGAUAACUUUAAGAGAAUGGCUAGAAGCAGGGGGGAAGAGGGCAAAUAGAGCUGAAAAGAUGCUUAUAUUUAGACAGGUUCUGAAUCUUGUUGACAUUUCACAUUCUCAUGGAGUUUCCCUUCAGGACUUGAGGCCCUCCUGCUUCAAGUUGUUGAGAUCAUACCAGGUCAUGUAUCUAGGAUCUUCUGUACGGUCAGGGUUAACACAAGAUGUUACAGAUCAAGAUACUCACCAAUCAAAUUAUAACCGAUAUGAAAAGAAGCCAAUGUAUCAAAGCAUGCUUCACUUGGACAACCACGCUGGGAAGAAGCGGAAAUUAGAUGACAAUAUGACCUUUAUCCAAAGGUGGCCCCAAUUUCCAUCAAGGUCUGGCAUUAGAUCUGCACCCAUAAAUGUUGUCAAGGUAGAUGGUGCUGACUCUCUGGAUCCUAGCAAUGAUGCAGGCUACGAGCACAAUCCUAAAACAGAACUUAAGAACCAGAACAAGUUCUUUGGCCGUAAUGUGCCUAACUCAUCACAAACAUCCCAGGCCUCUGUGAGUUGUAUGCUGGAAGAGAAGUGGUAUACCAGUCCUGAGCUGUUCAAGGAGAAGGGCUGUACCUUUGCGUCAAAUAUCUACUGCUUGGGGGUCCUUCUCUUUGAGUUACUUGGCUCAUUUGAUUCUGGAAGAUCUCUUGCUGCUGCAAUGCUUGAUUUACGUCAUAGGAUUCUUCCACCAAGUUUUCUUUCAGAGAAUCCCAAGGAAGCUGGAUUUUGCCUUUGGUUACUUCAUCCUGAACCUUCAUUACGCCCAAGCACCAGUGAAAUUCUGCAGUCUGAAUUUAUAAGUGAAGUUCAAGAAUUAUCUGGGUGUGAGUUGUUGCCAUCUAUAAAUGAAGAGGAUGAGGAAUCAGAACUGUUGUUGUAUUUCCUUACUUUACUAGAUGAGCAAAAACAAAAGGAUGCAUCCAAUCUAGUGGAACAAAUCCAGUGCAUAGAAGCUGAUAUUCAAGAGGUUGAGAAACGGAGAAAGAAGAAAUCAAUGGUUCUGUCUUCCUUGCCUCAGGAGUCUCUCACUGGAAGUGGAAGCAAGUCCGGCAGACGAAGUGCAAGUUUAGAUAUGUUUCCUAAGAUGGCCCCUCUAAGUAAUACAGAAACAAGGUUGAUGAGUAGUAUCGGGCAACUUGAAAAUGCUUACUUUUCCAUGAGAUCCAACAUUAAGCUUUCAGACAGUGAUUUUGACACUCAGAGGGAUGGAGAACUGUUGAGAAGCCGUGAAAACUGGUCCACCAUGGGAAUGGAGGACAAGUCCAAUUCGGCUGAUCGUUUAGGGGGCUUCUUUGAUGGUUUGUGCAAAUAUGCUCGAUACAGCAAAUUCAAAGUACGAGGAAUUUUACGGAAUGGAGAAUUCAGCAAUUCCGGAAAUGUCAUAUGCUCUUUGAGUUUUGACAGGGAUGAAGACUAUUUAGCUGCAGGAGGCGUGUCAAAGAAGAUAAAAAUUUUCGAAUUUCAAGCUCUCUUUAAUGACUCUGUUGACAUUCAUUAUCCAGUCGUUGAGAUGUCAAAUAAAUCAAAGCUAAGUUGCAUUUGCUGGAAUAGCUACAUCAGAAAUUACCUAGCAUCGACGGAUUAUGAUGGCAUAGUCAAGUUAUGGGAUGCAGCAACUGGUCAAGAGUUUUGUCAUUUCAUUGAGCAUAGUGAGAGGGCUUGGUCUGUUGAUUUCUCUCGUGUUGAUCCGAUGAAAAUAGCCAGUGGCAGUGAUGAUCGUUUGGUGAAGCUUUGGAACAUCAAUGAAAAAAACAGUUUAUGCACGAUCAGGAACAAUGCAAAUGUUUGCUGUGUACAGUUCUCAGCCCACUCCACUCAUUUGUUGUCUUUUAGCUCUGCUGAUUAUAAGACCUACUGCUAUGAUCUUCGCAAUGUUUCAACACCUUGGUGCAUAUUAGCUGGCCAUGAGAAAGCUGUUAGCUACUCGAAAUUCUUGGAUGCGGAAACUCUUGUUUCUGCAUCUACUGACAACACACUGAAAGUUUGGGAUCUAAAGAAGACAAGUUCCAAUUGUUUAUCAAGAGAUGCUUGUAUCUUAACUCUUAGAGGGCAUACAAAUGAGAAGAACUUUGUUGGCUUAUCAGUUGCUGAUGGGUAUAUAACAUGUGGUUCAGAGACAAACGAGGUAUUUGCCUAUUACAAGUCUUUGCCCAUGCCAAUUACUACCCACAAAUUUGGCUCCAUCGAUCCCAUAACUGGUAAGGAGACUGAAGACGACAAUGGACAGUUUGUUUCAAGUGUUUGCUGGAGACAGAAAUCAAACAUGGUGGUUGCUGCCAAUUCAUCCGGGUGUAUCAAACUUCUGCAGAUGGUUUAGUAACAUUCUUUAUCCUAUUACCAGCUGUGCCAUAAUUUUCGUAACUUGCACGUCGGUGAAGCAUCAUAGAUGUCUUAUGUUGGCUCAUUUUAUCACCUCCAUGGUACACGAAAUUUCAAGUUUCAGUUUCUGAAGAAGGUGGGAUUUCUAUUAUUUCCAUGUCUCAAUAUAUUCCUUUCAGCCCAAAAUAAUAGGCCUUAAGUUGAAUCCUUAUUAGAGAUGAGAAACAUUCUCAUGUCACGAAGUUGCUAGAGACCAAACAGAUUUUAUUAGGCAACCAGUUGAGUGCUCUCCUCUGCAAAUGGAAAUUUUAUUUGUUCAUAUUAUAGGACUGUAAGUAGGACAUUUGUGUGGGUGAGGUAGUCUGUUAGCCACAUUCAUUGUAUAUCCAUGUGUAGAACAAGUGUACAAGGUUAGCCCAAACCAUACCAGAUUGCCAUUAGUUGCUGUAUUUGUACUCCUAUUCUUAUUCCAUGCAUGAAAGUGGAAAGAAAAUC
Sesamum indicum (sesame) is the source of this 3888-nucleotide messenger RNA. RefSeq names its product protein SPA1-RELATED 2. Lineage: Eukaryota; Viridiplantae; Streptophyta; Magnoliopsida; Lamiales; Pedaliaceae. Gene Ontology annotation, biological process: photomorphogenesis. Gene Ontology annotation, molecular function: protein binding. The record is from RefSeq and is a predicted model, not a curated record.